AUGGAUGGUCUCUUGGUGUUUCGAGAAUUCCUCCAGGGUGAAUUUAGUGAUGAAAAUCUGGAAUUCUGGCUGGCCUGUCAGAAGUACAAGGCUCUCACUGACGAGUCUCUGCAACGACUACGGGCGCAGGAAAUCUACGACGGCUUUAUUGCAUUCCAGUCCCAAAGGGAGGUCAAUCUCGACUGUGAGACCCGAAUCCAGACAGAGUCGCGACUAUCACAAGCUGAACCGGACUUAUUUGAUGCAAGUCAAAAACGCAUUGAGGCUCUGAUGGAGAAGGAUCCGUAUCGGCGCUUCCUGCGGUCAACACUUUACCAAAAUCUGAUAGGUUUUUGUCAAAAGCAGGAGGGAGUAGAUUCCACUCCUACUGACAGCAAGACAGUGGAACCCCGAUUCAUCCACUCUAAACCACCUAACUCCGCAUCUGUCCGCUAA
This is a messenger RNA of Hydatigera taeniaeformis, 435 nucleotides long. NCBI's taxonomy places the organism in Eukaryota, Metazoa, Platyhelminthes, Cestoda, Cyclophyllidea, Taeniidae. The record is from the annotation of a GenBank genome assembly.